This is a messenger RNA of Penicillium taxi, 2013 nucleotides long. RefSeq names its product putative MFS transporter Fmp42. The transcript is spliced from 2 exons. Lineage: Eukaryota; Fungi; Ascomycota; Eurotiomycetes; Eurotiales; Aspergillaceae. The record is from RefSeq and is a predicted model, not a curated record. Gene Ontology annotation, cellular component: fungal-type vacuole membrane. The coding region runs from base 1 to 2013 and encodes 670 amino acids.
AUGUCGCUCAAUCGUGUCUCCUUCUUGGAAGGAUGGGAGCGUAGUCCAGGAGCUUUCCAAAGAGGAAGGCCUGACCAGUCAGAUACUGAAUCUGAAUUUCAAGACCUGCCGGAGUCCUCGCUCUCCUCUUCCUUUCCCUCUACUUAUAGUAGACUUAAUUUCAAUCCUUAUGCGGGACCUGGAUGGAAUCAGAGGACGGAUGAUCGGGAUGAUAGGACCCCACUAUUGGGAUCAUUUGGGUUAUCUCCAACGAGGGGCCGAUCUCAAGUGGACACUGAGCGGGGUCCAUCGCCCUCCCUUCCAUCCCAUUCGGCUACACCAAUCCCUGUGUCUGUGCCCAAGGAAGAAUCUGGGGUACCAGACACCCUAGGCGCGUUUGAAGUGAGCCGCGCAAAGCGUAUUGCUCAGGUGAGUCUCGCAGUCGUCUACUGCUUCCUGGCUGCGGGCGUGGUCUUUGGCUUUGCGGCCUUGAAACCAGUUUUGAUCCGCGAGAAUGUAUAUCGCAACCUCUGCACCCGCCAGGAGCUAGAGACCGAUGUAGCUGUCUGUGACGGACAGGAGAUCCGUCUCAAUCUCAUGUUCACAAUCGCUGCCGUGGUAACUAAUGUUUCCGCUCUACCGGUGGGAACCAUUUUGGAUUCAUAUGGUCCUCGAGUGAGCGGUAUUAUUGGUAGCUUCUUUUUGGCUCUCGGCGCAAUCCUAUUCGGAACCGCUAGCAGGCUGCCCUUUGAUGGAUAUAUCCCCGGAUAUCUUUUACUCUCACUCGGUGGACCAUUCAUCUUCAUCUCGUCAUUCCAGCUAUCGAACACAUUCCCGGCUCGGUCGGGGCUGAUUCUUUCAAUGCUAACUGGUGCAUUCGAUGCUUCAAGCGCGCUGUUCUUAAUCUUCCGCCUGUUGAGCGAAAGCAGCGAUGGAGCUUUUUCCGUGGAGAAAUUCUUCAUGAUUUACCUCCUGGUACCUGUAUUCAUCAUCACAGUGCAGCUGACAGUGAUGCCGUCUACCUCCUAUAAAACGGCUAGUGAAUUGGUCCAGCAUGCAGAAACACAGGUGAUUGAAGAAAUAAAUGAUCGCGUAGAUGACUCGAUCAAUGACCGCAAUGAGGGAGAGCGACAGCGCAAUUAUAGACGCAUUCACCGACAGAGCGUCGUACAUCAGAUUCAGGACCUCUUAGACGACGAAACUCUUUCUGUCGGUGCUGUCGAUGAGUCUGUAUUCGACGGUAACAUUCCGGACCAUCCAAAUGGAGAUAGUCUGCAAACACCACCCUUAGCCGCACCAGCAAGUACCCAUAUCAGUGGCAUCUGGGGCGUUCUCCAUGGCUAUAGUGCCCUCUCCCAACUCCGUACGCCCUGGUUCAUCCUCAUAACCCUCUUCACUGUACUAAUGAUGCUACGCAUCAACUACUUCGUGGCCUCAAUUCGCAAACAAUACACCUACCUUCUCUCCCCCACAAAGGCACGCGACAUUAACACCAUUUUUGACAUCCUCCUCCCAGCUGGAGGUAUUGUGUCUAUCCCGUUCAUUGGCACAUUUUUGGAUAGUUUCAAGACCCGGACUGUGCUGGCCAUUCUCGUUGGUACUGCUUCUGUCAUCGGUAUUCUAGGUUGUAUCCCGCACAGCAUGGGCGCGGGCUAUGCGAAUAUUGCACUUUUCGUUCUUUACCGGCCGUUCUAUUAUACCGCCGUCUCCGACUACGCAGCUAAGGUGUUCGGCUUCCAGACCUUUGGCAAGGUAUAUGGUCUUAUUAUCUGUCUUGCAGGCGUUGGAAACUUCGCACAGGCGGGACUUGAUGCGUUGACCCUAAAAGCGUUUGAAGGAAAUCCGGUGCCGGUAAAUGUUGCUUUAACGUUGCUGGUAGGGCUUGUAGGAAGUGUAUUGGUUGGAUUUGUGAGUUAUCAGACUUCCGUCCUACAGAAGGAAGGGCUGGAGGCAUUCACUGCUGAGGCGAAUGAGCGGGAGUCAUUGCUUGCUGUCCCUCGCGAAGUUGUUUCAGAACGCAUAUAUGGAAGCUGA